AUGAGUCACUCAACCGAAACUUACUACUACUACGUCCCCAAUCUUCAGGCUCUCGACCCCACAGCCCGCGAAGUCGACCCUUCAGCUUACGCCUGGGUUCAGCCCACCAUCAUUGAGGAUGAGGAUCUUACCUUUGGCGGAAAGUCUCUGAGCGCUUGGUACGAGGAGGAUCGUCGCCGCCACAGCAGUGGCAGCAACAGCAGCGAUGAGGAAGAGCGCCGCGGUCGAGAGCGCGUGCGAAGAAACUACUCUCGCUCUAGCAAGUCGCACAAGAAGUAA
Messenger RNA from Fusarium venenatum, 279 nucleotides. RefSeq lists its product as uncharacterized. The record is from RefSeq and is a predicted model, not a curated record. Lineage: Eukaryota; Fungi; Ascomycota; Sordariomycetes; Hypocreales; Nectriaceae.